Didymella exigua CBS 183.55 is the source of this 774-nucleotide messenger RNA. RefSeq lists its product as uncharacterized. The transcript has a single exon. The record is from RefSeq and is a predicted model, not a curated record. The coding region runs from base 1 to 774 and encodes 257 amino acids. NCBI's taxonomy places the organism in Eukaryota, Fungi, Ascomycota, Dothideomycetes, Pleosporales, Didymellaceae.
AUGCCAGCCCCCCUCCUCGCCCUUCCACGCGAACUCCGCGACCAAAUCUACGCGCUCCUCUGGUCCAGCACGCCCACAAUCACGCUACAAAACCACCCCUCCAUGGGCCAGAUACACGCCACCUACGCCUCACUCUCGGGGCUCGCAACGCACCUACCCCCCUGGCUGCUCACGAGCAAGCAAAUCCUGCUUGAAGCCACAGACCAGAUGAUCCGCCACGGGACCUGGACGCUGCGGCUGCGCAGCGAGUGGGACACGGAGCACGCGGGUCGCGUCCUGAGCCCGCUGCUGGCGCGCCGCGUGACGAUUGUGCUGACGCAGCCUCUCGAGGGCCCGCGGCCGCGGUGGCCGCAUGUCGUGCGGGAGACAGUGCUGCGGCCGAGUCGGGAGAACGGGGCGUGUUUCGAGGGCGUUGUGGAGCAGCUGCGGACGGAGAGGGUGAGAGAUGUGCGGAUAGUGCUGGAGUUGGUUAGGGAGGAGGCGGGUGCGCGGCUCGACUUGUCGAUGUUGGAGGCUGCGUGUGCCUUGAGGCCGGGGCUGGAGAGGUUGGAGGUUGUGGUUCUGAGGGAGCAGGUUUAUCGCAUGUACACUGAGGGAUUUGUCGAGGCUAUUGGUGCAGAAGUCAAGAGGGUCGGGAACAAGAUCAUGGGCAGUGAUGAGGACCCUACCGUUAGCGGGAUCUUCCAGGACAAAGGGUUUGUGUACACGUUCGACCAGGCUGGCGAGAUGGGGCUGUGUCGGGUUGAUUCUGCGGUCGGCGAAGCAGACCAUUGA